GGCUGGGAUUGCAGCCUGGGCGAUAGUGCAAGACUCCUUCUCAGAAAACAAACAAACAAACAAACAAACAAACCAAGCCUGACCUGCACUGAGAUCUCCAGGACGUCACACUGGGCAUGAGGGCUGGGUCUGUCCAUGCCUGGGACCACCCAAAGUCCUUUGCAGCAGAGCGGCCAUCUGGUUGGGGUGAAGCUGAUGGAGCCUGCCACUGUGGCUGAGAGUGGGGUGUUGGCUGGGGGUCAGGGUGACCCUGCAGGGCCAUCCCAGCCUGGCUGACGCCCAACAUGGGCUGGUGUAGAAGGAACCUGGCCCCGAGGCUCCAGGCCCUGGCUAGAGGAAGCAGGGACUCUUCAGGCUGGGUCCUCUCGUCUUCCUGGAGCGGGUGCCAGCCCCCAGCCUGCUUGCGUCAGGGACAAAAGGACUCCUUUCCUUUCCAGCCUGGAAAGCCCCUCUGCUGCAGCCUGGAGGAAGGGACCCCGGGCCUAGCCUAUAGUCAGAGGCGUCUAUGGGCAUGGAUCCGGACAGGGAAAAGGAGAAAGCAGCCUCCAUCCACAGUUCACUCUGGGACCAGGCCCUUGCAGGCACGCGCUGGGCUCCUGUGGGAAGGCUAAGGGCCCCAGGACAGACCUCCUCUCCGGGCGUCUGGGUUCCUAGAUGGCAGAGGUGGCAGAGUGGGGUGGGGUGGCCCGAUUGGGAGCCGUAGCCUCUGGCGAAGAGCUGAGCACAGCACAUCUGCAAUGUGUAAGAUUCUCCUGGGAGACCAGGGCCCAGCUGGUGGUGAGCUGGGGGAAGUGGGUGAUCCUGCGGUGGGAGGAGCCAUCUGGCCGUCUGGGGAAGUGUGCUUGCUGUCUGCAGCGCCCAGGCCUGGGUAGCUGGGUGGGGGCUGGGGGGCCAUCUCCGCUCAGGGUGCCCGCACCUGGGCCUUCCCUGCCCUAGGCCAAGCCUGCCUGUGCCUCCCCAUCCUCUGCCUGCCCAGCUGGACAUCUCUGGGCCUCUCUGGAGACCAGUGGGGUGGGCUGGGGGGGCGUUGUAUUGGCCUGGCUUGGCACCCCUCUUGUGGCUGUACCCCUCCCAGCAGCCCCAGGACUAGCAAGUCCCCGAGAUGGGGGUGGGGACAGUGGUUGAUGCCAAAGGUUGUGGGGGCAGGGGCGGGGCAGGAGCAGGAAGGUCCCCUGAGUUCCCUCACCUUGGGCAGAGAUAAAAGGAGCACAGUUCCAGGCGGGGCUGAGCCAGGGCGCAGCUGUGAUUUCAGGGCAUCUCUGGCGGCUGCUGUGAUUUGAGAAUCUCGGGUGUCUUAGCUGACUGAUUCUGGGAGACCGUGGAUGAAUAAUGCUGCCCCCAGAGCUGCCGGGCGACACCUGCACCCGCUACGGCAUCACCCGCUGCCACCUGAGUGCCAACCGAAGCCUGCUGGCCAGCGCCGACGCUGUGGUCUUCCACCACCGCGAGCUGCAGACCCGGCGGUCCCACCUGCCCCUGGCCCAGCGGCCACAAGGACAGCCCUGGGUGUGGGCCUCCAUGGAGUCACCUAGCCACACCCACGGCCUCAGCCGCCUCCGAGGCAUCUUCAACUGGGUGCUGAGCUACCGGCGUGACUCGGACAUCUUUGUGCCCUAUGGCCGCCUGGAGCCCCACUCGGGGCCCUUGCCACCACUGCCAACCAAGAGCAGGGUGGCCGCCUGGGUGGUCAGCAACUUCCAGGAGCGGCAGCUGCGUGCCAGGCUGUACCGGCAGCUGGUGCCUCACCUGCGGGUGGACGUCUUUGGCCGUGCCAAUGGACGGCCGCUGUGCACCAGCUGCCUGGUGCCCACCGUGGCCCGGUACCGCUUCUACCUGUCCUUUGAGAACUCUCAGCACCGUGACUACAUUACAGAGAAAUUCUGGCGCAAUGCACUUGUGGCUGGCACUGUGCCGGUGGUGCUGGGGCCCCCACGGGCCACCUACGAGGCCUUCGCGCCGGCCGACGCCUUUGUACAUGUGGAUGACUUUGGCUCAGCCCAAGAGCUGGCGGCUUUCCUCACCGGCAUGAAUGAGAGCCGAUACCGACGCUUCUUUGCCUGGCGUGACAGGCUGCGCGUGCGACUCUUCACUGACUGGCGGGAGCGCUUCUGUGCCAUCUGUGACCGCUACCCGCACCUGCCCCGCAACCAGGUCUAUGAGGACCUUGAGGGCUGGUUUCAGGCCUGAGCUCUGCUGGCCGGGGGAGGUGGGUGUGGGUGGAAGGGCUGGGUGUCGAAAUCAAACCACCAGGCAUCCGGCCCUUACUGGCAAGCAGCGGGCUAACAGGAGGCUGGGGACAGAGGUCAGGAAGCAGGGGUGGGGGGUGCAGGUAGGCACUGGAGCAGGCAGAGGAGGUGAGAGCAGGAGGGAGGUAACGGGUGCCCACUGCGGCAGACGAGAGGGGAAAGGCUGAGGAGGACCCUCUCCACCCUGAACAAAUCUUGGGUGGGUCAAGGCCUCGCUGGAAGAGGGUAAAAGGCAGGGCCCUUGGGGCUGGGGACACCCCAGGCUGCAUUUUGUGGGGGCCAAACCUGGGACCCCAAACUUCCUCUGUAGCAGAGGCACUGUGGUCCCUGGGACACAGGCACGGGUCCCUGGCACAUCCACAGUUCUGAGGUCCCUGUGUGUAGGCUGGGGCGGGGCCCAGGAGACCAAGGGGAGCAAACCAGCUUGUUCUGGGUUUAGGGAGGGAGGGCGGUAGACAAUAAAGGUCUGACCAGUGCCUCGUGGGUCACCUCCGUGCAGGGCCACAGAACCUGUGUCUGCCCUCCCUGACAUGUCGCCCCCACGGCCAUGGGGCUGCUUGUUCCCCACCGGGGAUCCUGUCUCCUGACCUCGGGGCUUUUGCUUACCCUCCAUCUGAGAGCUCUCCCUGUGCCGGGCUACCCGCUGGCUCCUCCAGCUCCUACAGCCUCCACCAAACAGCCCCUUAUCAGAGAGCCUUCCGUGGCCUCCAAAAGGCCAAGGCGAUGAGCCCAAGAAUUCAAGACCAGCCUGGGCAGUGUAGUGAAACCUC
This is a messenger RNA of Cercocebus atys (sooty mangabey), 3016 nucleotides long. It is a transcript of the gene FUT7, whose product is annotated as fucosyltransferase 7 (alpha (1,3) fucosyltransferase). Gene Ontology annotation, cellular component: membrane. The coding region runs from base 1330 to 2187 and encodes 285 amino acids. Gene Ontology annotation, molecular function: alpha-(1->3)-fucosyltransferase activity. NCBI's taxonomy places the organism in Eukaryota, Metazoa, Chordata, Mammalia, Primates, Cercopithecidae. The record is from RefSeq and is a predicted model, not a curated record. The transcript is spliced from 2 exons.